UCAUCUCUCACCAGAGCAACACACCUCUCCAUCAUCCAGCCAAACUCAUUUCAACACUUUUGACAGAAAUUCGUCGAUGGCAUCGAAGAUGAAAGACAGGAAGCGAACUCCCAUCUCUCACAAAGUCAUCGAGAAACGAAGACGGGACCGAAUUAACCGCUGCCUGAACGAACUAGGAAAAACAGUACCGAUGGCAAUGGCAAAACAGAGCUCUGGAAAACUGGAGAAAGCUGAGAUCUUAGAAAUGACAGUUCAGUAUCUGCGAGCGCUGCACUCAGCGGAUUUUCCCCGUGGGAGAGAAAAAGGUGAACUUCUCGCUGAGUUUGCGAACUACUUCCACUACGGAUACCACGAGUGUAUGAAGAACCUGGUGCACUACCUGACCACAGAGGACAGAGCUGAAACCAAAGACAUCAAGUACGCACGGAUCCUCGCCUUCUUACAGUCCAAGUCCCGUGUGGUCACCGAGCCCGUGUUCGGCUCGGUCGGCUCGAUGCCAGAACCGUCUGACUACCUCGGCCAGCUGCACUCUUCCCCGGAGCACCAAAGCCACAGUCCGUCUGACUCCGUGUACCAGCAGAGUCCACCGGGACACUUCUCCUGGCACAGCUCGGCGCGCAGCCCGGGCAUCACGUACCCAACAGUACCGCUCUCUGCGCACACGCAGCAGCACGGUGGAUACUUGUCACCGGUGCAGGGACUCGAUCACCACUAUUUUAACUUUAUCGGUCACACGCACGCAAAUACGUUUAGUUUGCACAGUGCGCAACACGCCAUGUAAAUACGGCUGCUAUGCUUUGUUGCUAUUUCUAUUUAUAUAACUGUGAAUGAAGGAAACUGUUUAUGUACAUGUUGU
This is a messenger RNA of Paralichthys olivaceus (Japanese flounder), 856 nucleotides long. It is a transcript of the gene helt, whose product is annotated as helt bHLH transcription factor. Gene Ontology annotation, molecular function: RNA polymerase II cis-regulatory region sequence-specific DNA binding; DNA-binding transcription factor activity, RNA polymerase II-specific; protein dimerization activity. Gene Ontology annotation, cellular component: nucleus. Gene Ontology annotation, biological process: anterior/posterior pattern specification; regulation of transcription by RNA polymerase II; regulation of neurogenesis. The record is from RefSeq and is a predicted model, not a curated record. Lineage: Eukaryota; Metazoa; Chordata; Actinopteri; Pleuronectiformes; Paralichthyidae.